CAGUUCCAAUCUGCAAAAUCACGCUUCAUAGCGCCGUACUAGAAGUAAUACUUCGUACACACUCCGGAGUGCUUGCUGCACUCCACUCCCACGACCCCCAAAUAUGGACACCAAGUCUAAAAAGGACCAGCCCAUAGCCGCCGUUCUCCUCUCGCGCGCCCACGAACCAGACGAAGCAAACCGGAUCUUCACCGAGAAAAUCCAACAGCGGCCGCUCUUCCUCACCCCGUCCUCCCCGCCACCGUCCGACGCGCGCGCCGCGCGACGGCGAGCCCAAGAAAAGAAAAAGCAGCAGCGCAAGAAGGCGCUCAAGCCAAAACCGCUAUCCGCGACGCAGCGCCGCAAGCUCGGCCUCUACGACGUGCCCCGCGAGAGGCAGAAAUACGCCUUCUUCGAGCCACUGCACCAGCUCUGGCUGGGAUACGUGCGCGAGAUCUUGGGCGGCGAGAUCUACACGGGCGGCGAGGGCGCCGCGGCGAAGCUGGCGAGCGCGGAUUUUCACGGCGCCGGGGUCGAGGUCGUGCGCAGCGGGUGUGUGAGUCGGGUGGGGAUCAAGGGCAUCGUGGUGAAGGAUUCCAAGUUUGCGUUCGAGAUCGUUACCCGGAAGGAUAGGUUGAAACUGGUGCCCAAGGAAGGGACGGUGUUUCGCUUUGAGGUGCCCGCGCCGCUGCCUGUGCCGGGAUCGAAGGUCGGAGAAGGCGAGGCGCAGGGGCAGCAGCUAGAGCAGAUGUCCAAGAUGGUGUUUGAGAUACACGGGGAGCAGUUCCAGUUCCGGUCGGCUGAUCGUGCAUCGCGGAAGUUCAGGUCGCACUUCUCUAAGAAGUUGUGAGAAACGUCCCGAGACCUAGCCUGUUUCUCCGACGCCCGGUGACGCCAGCGAAAGGGCCAGAGGGUUCUCGCGGUCCCGGUUGUACCCACAAGACUCUCCAGGGCAUGAGAGUGUUCUG
Molecule: messenger RNA, 947 nt
Organism: Chaetomium strumarium
Lineage: Eukaryota; Fungi; Ascomycota; Sordariomycetes; Sordariales; Chaetomiaceae
Product: putative rRNA and tRNA processing protein
Exons: 2
Coding region: 104-829 (241 amino acids)
Biological process (GO): tRNA 5'-leader removal; rRNA processing
Cellular component (GO): ribonuclease MRP complex; ribonuclease P complex
Molecular function (GO): ribonuclease P RNA binding
Source: RefSeq, a predicted model, not a curated record